This is a messenger RNA of Oncorhynchus nerka (sockeye salmon), 7637 nucleotides long. Its product is annotated as kalirin-like. Gene Ontology annotation, molecular function: guanyl-nucleotide exchange factor activity; protein binding. Lineage: Eukaryota; Metazoa; Chordata; Actinopteri; Salmoniformes; Salmonidae. Gene Ontology annotation, biological process: axon guidance; intracellular signal transduction. The record is from RefSeq and is a predicted model, not a curated record. Bases 89 to 6190 code for a protein of 2033 amino acids. Gene Ontology annotation, cellular component: postsynaptic density; cytoplasm; extrinsic component of membrane. The transcript has 44 exons.
UAAGGAAGUGUUCCUGCAGAGCCACACAGAGAUCGGAGUCAGCUACCAACACGCCGUGGACCUCCAGACGCAGCACAAUCACUUUGCCAUGAAUUCUAUGAAUGCCUAUGUGAACAUCAACCGGAUCAUGUCGGUGGCGUCGCGGCUGUCGGAGGCGGGCCACUACGCCUCGCAGCAGAUCAAACAGAUCUCGGCCCAGCUGGACCAGGAGUGGAAGAGCUUCGCCGCCGCCCUGGAUGAACGCAGCACCAUCCUGGCCAUGUCGGCCGUCUUCCACCAGAAGUCGGAACAGUUCCUGGCUGGGGUGGAGGCCUGGUGUAAGAUGUGUAGUGAGGGGGGACUGCCCUCGGAUAUGCAGGACCUGGAGCUGGCCAUCCACCACCACCAGACCCUCUACGAACAAGUGACCCAGGCCUACACCGAGGUCAGUCAGGAUGGCAAGGCACUGCUGGAUGUCCUCCAGAGACCAUUGAGCCCGGGGAACUCGGAGUCUCUGACGGCCACAGCCAACUACUCCAAGGCGGUCCACUGUAUCUUGGACGUGGUCCACGAGGUCCUGCACCAUCAGAGACGCCUGGAGAGCAUCUGGCAGCACCGCAAGGUCCGCCUGCACCAGAGGCUACAGCUCUGUGUGUUCCAACAGGACGUCCAACAGGUGAUGGACUGGAUAGAGAACCACGGAGAGGCAUUCCUCAGCAAACACACGGGCGUGGGCAAGUCUCUCCACCGCGCCAGGGCACUGCAGAAACGGCACGACGACUUUGAGGAGGUGGCACAGAACACUUACACCAACGCAGACAAACUCCUGGAGGCGGCAGAGCAGCUGGCCCAGACUGGGGAAUGUGACCCGGAGGAGAUCUACAAAGCAGCACGGCACCUGGAGGUCAGGAUCCAAGACUUUGUCCGGCGGGUGGAGCAGAGGAAACUGCUGCUGGACAUGUCGGUCUCCUUCCACACCCACACCAAAGAGUUGUGGACGUGGAUGGAGGAUCUCCAGAAGGAGCUGUUGGAGGAGGUGUGUUCAGACUCGGUGGAGUCGGUCCAGGAGCUCAUCAAGCAGUUCCAGCAGCAGCAGACGGCCACGCUGGAGGCUACGCUCAACGUCAUCAAGGAGGGAGAGGACCUCAUCCAGCAGCUCAGGGACGCUGCCAUGUCCACCAACAAGAUGCCCCACAACAGCUCCAUCGCCCACAUUGAGAGUGUCCUGCAGCAGCUGGACGAGGCCCAGGGCCAGAUGGAGGAGCUGUUCCAUGAGAGGAAGAUCAAGCUUGACAUCUUCCUGCAGCUACGCAUUUUUGAGCAGUACACCAUCGAGGUGACGGCGGAGCUGGACUCGUGGAACGAGGACCUGCUGCGCCAGGUGAACGACUUCAACUCGGAGGACCUGAACCUGGCCGAGCAGCGGCUGCAGCGCCACACGGAGCGCAAGCUGGCCAUGAACAACAUGACCUUCGAGGUGAUGCAGCAGGGACAGGACCUGCACCAGUACAUCAUGGAAGUCCAGGCCUCAGGCAUUGAGCUGACUGGGGAAAAAGAAGUGGAUCUGGCCACUCAGGUCCAGGAGCUGCUGGAGUUCCUCCAUGAGAAGCAGCAUGAGCUGGACGUCAGCGCUGACCAGACCCAGAAGAGACUGCAGGAGUGUCUGCAGCUCCGCCACCUGCAGUCAGAGGUCAAACAGGUCCUGGGCUGGAUCCGGAAUGGGGAUUCCAUGCUGAAUGCCAGCAUGGUGAAUGCCAGCUCGCUGUCAGAGGCAGAGCAACUCCAGAGGGAGCAUGAACAGUUCCAGCUGGCCAUCGAGUCCCUGUUUCAUGCCAAUUCCCUCCAGAAGACCCACCAGAGUGCCCUGCAGGUGCAGCAGAAGGCUGAGGUCAUGCUUCAGGCGGGCCACUUUGACCCGGACGGCAUACGGGCCUGCGCCGAGAAGGUGGCCAUGCACUGGCAGCAGCUCAUGCUCAAGAUGGAGGAUCGACUCAAGUUGGUCAACGCUUCUGUGGCCUUCUACAAGACCUCAGAGCAGGUAUGCAGUGUGCUGGAGAGUCUGGAGCAAGAGUACAGGCGAGAUGAGGACUGGUGUGGUGGCCAUGACAAGCUGGGAGCCAUGGCUGAGACGGACCAUGUCAUCCCCCUCAUCAGCAAACACCUGGAGCAGAAGGAAGCCUUCCUCAAGGCUUGCACAUUGGCCAGGAGAAAUGCUGAGGUGUUCCUGAAGUACAUCCACAGGAAUAAUGUGGGUAUACCUGGUGCUUCAGGCCAUGCCAGAGGACCUGAGCAGCAGGUUAAAGCCAUCCUCAACGAGCUACUCCAGAGGGAGAACCGGGUUCUGCACUUUUGGACCAUGAAGAAACGCCGCCUGGAUCAGUGCCAGCAGUACGUGGUGUUUGAACGCAGCGCCAAACAGGCUUUAGACUGGAUCCAGGAAACAGGAGAGUAUUACCUCUCCACCCACACCUCCCCUGGAGAGAGCGGCGAGAGGAGUCAGGAACUACUGAAGGAGUAUGAGGAAUUCCGAGUCUCCGCCAAGCAAACCAAGGAGAAGGUGAAGCUCCUCAUUCAGUUGGCAGACAGCUUCGUCGAGAAGGGACAUGUGCACGUCAUUGAGCUGAAGAAGUGGGUCACCACAGUGGACAAGCGCUACCGAGACUUUUCCCUCCGGAUGGGGAAGUAUCGCUCCAGCCUGGAGAAAUCACUGGGCAUCAGCUCCGAGGAUAAUAAGGACUUGGAGCUGGACAUCAUCCCAGCCAGCCUGACUGAUCCUGGGGAGGUGAAGCUCCGCGACCCCAACCACGAGGUCAACGAGGAGAAGAGGAAGUCAGCCAGGAAGAAAGAGUUCAUAAUGGCUGAACUCCUUCAGACUGAGAAGGCCUAUGUCAGGGACUUGCAUGAAUGUUUAGAGGCGUACCUGUGGGAGAUGACUAGUGGGGUGGAGGAGAUCCCGCCUGGCAUCGUCAACAAGGAGCACAUCAUCUUCGGCAACAUCCAGGAGAUUUAUGACUUCCAUAACAGCAUUUUCCUCAAAGAGCUAGUGAACUAUGAACAGCUACCUGAAGAUGUGGGCCAUUGUUUUGUCACAUGGGCUGAUAAAUUCCACAUGUAUGUAAAUUACUGUAAAAACAAACCAGAUUCCAGCCAACUCAUAUUGGAGCAUGCUGGAAGCUUCUUCGAUGAAAUCCAGCAGCGACACGGAUUGGCCAACUCAAUCUCCUCCUACCUUAUCAAGCCAGUGCAGAGGAUCACUAAGUAUCAGCUUCUCCUCAAGGAGCUGCUGACCUGCUGUGAGGAGGGGAAGGGGGAGAUUAAGGACGGCCUGGAGGUGAUGCUUAGUGUCCCCAAGAGGGCCAACGACGCCAUGCACGUUGCCAUGCUGGAAGGUUUCGAUGAGAAUCUGGACGUGCAGGGAGAGCUGUUCAUCCAGGACACAUUCCAGGUGUGGGAUCCCAAGUCUCUGAUCCGGAAGGGCCGGGAUCGCCAUCUCUUCCUGUUCGAGAUCUCCCUGGUGUUCAGCAAGGAGAUCAAGGACUCGGCCGGCCGCACCAAAUAUGCCUUCAAGAACAAACUGCUGACAUCAGAACUGGGCGUGACAGAGCACAUUGAAGGGGACCCCUGUAAGUUUGCCCUGUGGGCUGGAAGGACCCCCUCAUCUGACAACAAGACUGUCCUCAAGGCGUCCAGCAUUGAAGCAAAGCAGGAAUGGAUCAAGAACAUCCGGGAGGUGAUCCAGGAGAGGAUCAUCCACCUCAAGGGGGCGCUGAAGGAGCCUAUCCACAUGCCCAAAACCCCUGCCAAGCCACGCAACAACAGCAAAAGGGAUGCUGGUGAGGAUGUCGACAGCCAGGGUGAUGGCAGCAGCCAGCCAGACACCGUCUCCAUCGCCUCCAGGACCUCCCAGAACACUGUGGACAGUGAUAAGCUCUCCGGGGGCUGUGAGUUGACGGUGGUGCUGCAGGACUUCACAGCAGGUUGUUCCAGUGAGCUCAGCCUUCAGACGGGUCAGACGGUAGAGUUGCUGGAGAGGCCCAGUGACCGCCCCGGCUGGUGUCUGGUGCGGACCACCGACCGUAGCCCCCCUCAGGAGGGCCUGGUGCCCAGCUCGGCCCUCUGUAUCUCCCACUCCCGCAGCAGCGUGGAGAUGGAGUGCUUCUUCCCCACAGGGAAAGAGAACUACUCGGUCAGUGGGCCCGAGGGAGCGAAGACCGAGUCGGUGGCCAGCCUGCAGCCCCAGGCAUCCCAGAGCUCCAUCCAUUCAAGCUCUCCGGGACCGAAGCGCUCGGGGAACACCCUGAAGAAGUGGCUGACCAGCCCUGUGCGCCGCCUCAGCCACGGCAGCAGCAUCAAGAAGUUACCCAACAAGCACAAGAAGAGGGACGGCCGCAAGAGCAUCGACCUGGGGCCGCCCGAGAGCACCCUGCACGGCGAGAGCGUAGACGAGAGGGGCAGAAAGGAGGGUCCCCUGUCCAAGCCCUCCUCUGGAAUGCAGAGCGGAGGAGAGGAGGAGCCCGAGGAUGACUCUCACACCCCCCUGCCGCCCCCCAUGGAGAUCAUCAAGGACCCCUCGUCCCAGGAGGAGAAGUCCUCCGCAUUGCAUACUGCGCGUCAGGGCUCCGCCGAUGUCCCCAGCACUGCGGAUCUUGUCAGUGCAAUAGAAAAGUUGGUCCAAACUAAGAUGAAUCUGGAGCCAGGUGCCUAUCCCAGCUUCACCAAUUUGACUCCUCCAGAACAGACCAGCCCAGCCCUGCCCAGGAACCCUGAACUGGAGCAGAAGGCUAAAGCUCUGCGUGGACGCAUGUUUGUCCUCAAUGAGCUGGUACAGACGGAGAAGGACUAUGUCAAGGAUUUGGGCAUUGUAGUGGAGGAGUUCAUGAAGAAGAUGGAGGAGAAGGGAGUACCUGAAGAUAUGAAAGGAAAAGACAAAAUGGUUUUUGGGAAUAUUCACCAGAUCUACGACUGGCACAGAGAUUUUUUUGUCGGUGAGCUGGAGAAAUGUCUUGAAGACAACGAGCACCUUCCUGAGCUUUUCAUAAAACAUGAGAGGCGACUACACAUGUAUGUGGUUUACUGCCAGAACAAGCCCAAGUCUGAAUUUAUCGUCGCUGAGUACGACACAUUUUUCGAGGGCCUACAGCAAGAGAUCAGUUCAAGACUGGGCAUAAGUGACUUUCUCAUAAAGCCAAUUCAGAGAAUCACCAAGUAUCAGCUACUUCUAAAGGACUUCUUGAAGUAUAGUUCCAAAGCAGGACUAGAUUGCCAAGAGUUAGAGAAAGCAGUUGGUUUAAUGUCCCAGGUCCCCAAGCUGUGCAAUGACAUGAUGAAUCUUGGCAGACUACAAGGCUAUGAGGGUAAGCUGACCAGCCAGGGUAAGCUGCUGCAGCAGGAAACAUUCUUCGUGACAGAGCAGGAUACGGGCGUUCUGUCGCGCAGCAAGGAGCGCAGGGUCUUCCUGUUUGAGCAGAUCGUCAUCUUCAGCGAGCUCCUCCGCAAGGGCUCAUCCACGCCGGGCUACCAGUUCAAGAAGAGCAUCAAGGUGAGCUACCUGGGCUUGGAGGAGCAUGUUGAAAAUGACCCGUGUAAGUUUGUGCUGUCGUGUCGAGGGUCGGCCGAGCGCUUCACCCUGCAGGCAGUCAACCUGGACAUCAAGCAGGUGUGGGUCCAACAUGUCAGCCAGGUCCUGGAUGCCCAGAGCAACUUCCUGUCUGCCCUGCAGUCUCCUAUUGAGUACCAGAAGGAGAAGGGUAGUUCUCACUCCCUCACCAGAAACCCAUCGGGCAGCCGGCCCCCUAGUUGUAACAGUAGGCCCCUCUCCUCCUCCUCUGUGGGGGCAGAGAAGCCCCCCCUGGCGGGACCGGGACGGACCCCCACCCCUCUCGAGCUAUCUACCUCCAACGGUAGCCCCUGCUUCGACCCCACGAAACACAGCGAAAGCUACGAGUCCACCAGGCAGCACGGCGGCGGAUGUAACGGCAUGUCCUCCACAAUGAUGGUGACACAGGACUACAGUGCACUGAAGGAGAAUGAGAUCUGUGUGAUCCAGGGCGAGAUGGUGCAGAUCAUGGCCACCAACCAGCAGAACAUGUACCUAGUUUACCGGUCUGCCAACAGCCAGUCUCCUGCAGCCGAGGGCUGGAUCCCAGGCCACAUCCUGGGACCCCUCACUAAAACGCUCAAAGACAGUGCUGCUGACGCAAGCAUCAAGUAAGUGUCCCGUAAGCCCUGCCACCACACCCACGGAGCUGCUCUGAUUGGAUGAGGUGAAAGUUGUCUGCUCCAAUCCCUACCCCCAACCCCCUUAAUGGGAACUAACUCGGAAAUGUUGGACUACACAGGGAUCAUGUUUUCUCCCUUUUUUUGUUUGUUAAUAUAUGUAAAGGCUUAUUAAAUCAUUAUCUGAAAAGAGCUAACGGACUGUAGAGAAUCAUGGCUUCAUGGUAGAGAAAACGCACAGAGAAAAUCUUACAUCAAUGUGGAAUUGACUGGUCUGGACUUUCAUUUCUGUUUCUAACAUCGUUUUUUUCUUUACACGUUUAAAAAAGAGAGAGAAAAAGGAAAAGAACGGCCUGAUGGACUGAAGCCUAUUUCUCAAAGUGGAGAAAGUUUGUUAUUGUCUAUGGCAAUUUGUACAGAUUGUGUUUUUAUUUUAUUUUUAGAACUUUUAUUUUGUUACUAUCAGAUAUGUUGGCGGUUUACUGUAAGCGUUAAUUUGGUUUGUUUACUGAUGCACUCUCUUCAGUACAUUCCUGUAUGAAGUAUUUUGCACUAUUUAAGAGAAUCCAUUAUUAAAGAAGGCAGGUUGUGCAAUAUAAUGAUAGUCACAAUGUUAAUCAUUGUGCUUGUAGUGUAACUAGACAUUUGAAAUGCAUUUGAAAUAUGUAAAAAGACCAUUUUGACGUAAGCAUGCAUUUGCAAGGCAACAGAAGUGGAACUUGUUUGCGUUCGAAGAACAUCAGUGACGUUGUUUUAUAUCGCCAACUCUGCAGUCAAACUGUACCUUUCUCCGCUGACCAUUGCUCUCACAGCAUUAGACCUAGAUUCCAUUCUUAUCUCACAUUGAGGAUCAAAUGAAUAGUGAAAUCAGUUACCAGUUAUUUUCUAAUGUUGAUUUUCAUGUGUAAAGAUCUCUAUCAAGUUUGAUUGUGGCUUGCCAUCCAUUUCUUCCCAAUGAUGGACCAUUUCUAAAUCAUGGGCUUUAUUAAAGUGAUCAUCAUUCUCAUGGGCCUGGUCCCGGUGGUGUAUAAAUACAUUGACAAAACACAAAACACCACUUCUGGGAUCUACAUAAAGGAGUGAAGACAUUAGUUCAACAGCACUUUAUUCACUUUCUAUAUGAUUUGUUUAUUUUUUACCCGUUUUGUUGAUGUAGUCCGAUUUUAUUAUAGUAGACAACUUUAUUUUCAAUUUUGUACUAACCCCACCGGUCCUCGAGAAAAGUUGGUUGUGUACAAAGCAGCAUCAUUGAAAAUCUCAUGACAACGUAGAGCCAUUGAAUGGUUGGUCAGACGCAACAAACUAUGCUGCUUUGACACAAAUUGUGUGUCCACUAUGGUGUAAGAGAAUCAAGGUAUGGUAGCAUAUGGAGAAGUCACAUUUUAAAUAGCUUGUCCGUCUUGUGUGUCUAAAUUUCUAAUACACUGUGAUACAAAUAUGAA